CCCACCAACUUCGGUAGGUAAUACAUUGUAUUCCUUUCUUCAUUUAUCCGCAUCCCUGACAGCUUUCCGUUGCGCCCUUGUCGCUUUACUUCCAUUCAUUCGUCAUCGUUUUUCUUGCUCAUUUUCCUCUUCAAAAAAAAAAUAAAAAGUUAAAAAAAUUCCGAUUUUCUGCAAAGGCGUCUACACUAUCGUAUUCGUUGCUUAAACCUCCUGUGAAAAGCACAGGGGCGGGCCAACAGCCAUACCCAAAAUAAGGGCCCGCCACACGUUGGCAGAUUGCAUUUUUGGUCGUUGGUCGGCUAGAACAAAGAUAUACGGAGUCAACUGUGGAGAGGGCUGUGUGGCUGCCUGUUCAAGGAUUUGGCUGUCCGUCUUCCAACACGGGAGCCCUAUCCUACUCAGAUAAAAACUGAGAGGAAUUGUUAGAACUCACCUUUGGUUAUACCUGGUCCGCUACUACUCAUCACGUUCAUCUGUCCAAGCCGCCAUCAUGUGCUUCGGCAGCAAAUCUCAGCGUGACUCGUCCGCCGUCGGACCCAAACCUGCGGCCUCUGUACCUCAGCAGAACUCGGCAUCGGUCCCGCCGGCAUCGAAGACUUCCUAUCCGGCGCCACAACAGCAGCAGCAGCAACCACAACAGCAGCCUGAGGAGUAUGCGCCGCCGCCGGGACCGCCUCCUGGAUCGUCGCAGUCUCCUCGAUCUGCGCCGCCCGUGGUCGAUGAUGACUUUGCACCACCUCCAGGACCGCCUCCUUCGCAUACCCCCCAGCCCCCAGCAGCGACAAGUGACGAUUUUGCACCACCUCCAGGACCGCCUCCUUCGCAUACCCCCCAGCCCCCAGCAGCGACAAGUGACGACUAUGCACCGCCACCAGGGCCUCCUCCCGGAGCAGCAGCAGGAAACACCACGUCAACAACAGAAUACGCACUACCCCUAGGCCCUCCCCCGGACUACAGCAAUCCGGCCGCCCCAGCCCAGCAGCAGCAGCAGCAGCAGCAACAACAACCCCAGCACGACUGGCAAGCCGCCGUCCCGGACACAUCCCUCUUCCCGCCCCCGCCGGACAUAUUUUCGCACCACGAGUUCUCUCCGGCCAACAACGCAUCCGAGUUCGAGAUGGAGGCUGGCGAGGCCUGGUGCGCGGCGCACCCCUUGUCACCGCCGCUGGCGCUGGACCCUCCGUCGGCCGCCGCCCAUGAGGCCCACAACCCGCGCCUUAUGCAGCCGGCCAACUUCCGCGGCUUGCUCCGCUGGCUCGGCCAAGGCCACUGGGAACUGCGCACCGCCGACCGUCGCUGCACCGACGCCACUGUGCUCGCCUACCCGCCGCUGUACUGCGCGGGCCGCCAGCAGCAGCCGCCGCAACCCAGCGCCGCCCCCAGAAAGCCGACUGUCGUCUACUACGAGGUCCAGAUCCGCAGCGACAGCCGCGCCGACGAGACCUCUCUGGCCGUCGGCUUCGCCGCGCUGCCUUACCCGCCAUUCCGCCUCCCGGGCUGGCACCGCGCCAGCUUGGCCGUGCACGGCGACGAUGGCCAUCGCUACACCAACGACCUGGCCGGCGGCUGCAGCUUCACGAGGCCGUUCCGGCGUGGCGAGAGGAUCGGGCUGGGCAUGAAGUUCGCCGGCGGGCCCGGCGGCAGGGUCGUCAUCUUCUUCACCAGGGGCGGUAAGAUCGACGGGAGCUGGGACCUGCACGAGGAGACUGACGCCACAGAAGUCGGCGGCGUACAGGGGCUCGAGGGCUGGCACGACAUCAGCGCCGCCAUUGGUACGUUUGACUUUGUGAGCCUUGAGGUGUUUUUCGAGCCGACCAAGUGGCUAUACAAGGGGGGUGGUCAAGACGUCAUGUAAGACGUGUUGGUCUAUCUGUUUGGUCUGCUUCUGUAACGUAAUUUGUCACGCAUGUGUUCUGGAGGGAAGAAAACAGGACUCUUUGAACGCUCUAAUUGCUCAAAUAUUUUGUUCCAAUCCGUCAUGAAAAUACCAAAGACCACAGGCCUUCUGUUAUAUUUUAUACAUUACUUCAAGAAAAGGCUGCGUGUGAUAUUCCUCGCCACCCAGAAAACAUACGCGCUGCAUUACAAAAUCUUAACCAAGCUCGUAUCCGCACCCAUCACUCUCAAAAACACGGACAAGGGGCCGACAGGCAGGAAUACCCUAUAUCGGCAGACAAAGCAAGCUAUGCCCUUGCUUUCAAUCUAAACUGUCACAUCCAACCUUGUGACUUCUUCAAGCUCCAACUUGGUCCAUGAGAUAGUUAUAGACCGAUUCCAGCCAAAUACGGCACUUCACUAAGCCUUCUUGAGCCGAGUGGACCGCCGAGUGGGCUCCUCAGGAGCCACGCUCCCGUUUUUCCUCUUCUUUUCUCCCUUGCCUGGUAGCGCCGACGGCUUACCCCCGGCUGCUACUCGCUUGGAAUUCACAACCGGGGGCGCCUCCUCCAUGGGUACGUCGUUCUCAUCCUGUAUCUCAUCAGCACUGCA
Messenger RNA from Pyricularia oryzae 70-15, 2487 nucleotides. RefSeq lists its product as uncharacterized. Gene Ontology annotation, molecular function: protein binding. The transcript has a single exon. Bases 491 to 1855 code for a protein of 454 amino acids. Lineage: Eukaryota; Fungi; Ascomycota; Sordariomycetes; Magnaporthales; Pyriculariaceae. The record is from RefSeq and is a predicted model, not a curated record.